Molecule: messenger RNA, 1575 nt
Organism: Nipponia nippon (crested ibis)
Lineage: Eukaryota; Metazoa; Chordata; Aves; Pelecaniformes; Threskiornithidae
Source: RefSeq, a predicted model, not a curated record
AUGGCCCUCUACGUGCCCAAAGCGCGGCGGGAGAGAGCAGCGCAAGCGGAGGGUGACACGCCGGCCAGGCACCGCCGGGAGCCUGAGAACCACCGCCUGGUGCAGGACACUUGCCCAGGCAGCGGUGAGGGGCAGGGGCGAAGCCCCCGUGCCAGGACACAGGCGGGCAGAGCGGCGAGGAGGGAAAGCAAGGUGGAUGAGAGCCUGAAGGAGCUGCGGACAGCCUCUGCUGGGCGCUGCCGGAGGCCGGGAGGCAGCUGCCCCAUCGCACCAGAGAGCCUGGGAGCAUCACCCAGUGUGCGGGAGCCGUGCCUGGAUCCAGCUGUUGCCCGGUCCUGGGACAGGCAGGACAAAGCAUGCCAUGAUGAAAGACUUGGGGAGCUCAGCUGCGGCCACUGCAUGAUGAGGACCGAGCCUGACCCUCCAUGCCCACCGAGUGCCCAGCCUGGGGCCAUGGAGGCUACCCCCAAGCCUGGAGGCGGCCCUGCUAGCCCAACGCCCCCGGCUAGCCCAAAGCUGAAUACCCCGAGGCAGGAUGUGGGCAGCCCAUCCCAGCUCCCACCCAGCAAGGAGGAGAAUGCUGCCGAGGCUGGGCAUCCCGGUGGGGAGGGUGUCCCAGUGCCCGCUGCAGAGGGAGUGGGCAGCACCUCUGCCGGCACAGACAGCAGCGCUGGGGCUGAGAGUGGACUGGUGAAUGCUGUCAAGGAGCUGGCAAGCAGUGCAUGGGAGAGGGCAUCCCCGGAGAGCCGCAAGCCCCCGCCACCCCUGGAGCUGCUGUGCCGUGGUGUAGAGGGGCUCUCACCCAUGGCCUGGGGUGAGGAGCCGGCGGGGGCAGGCGAGGAUGUGGGCCCACCGCAGCAGCACCAGUGCAGCCAGGAGGCCAAGGAGGAAGAGGGAGGUCUCUGCAGCAGCUCCCCAAAGGCAGAGCAGGCCAGUGCUGGGACCCUGAGCCAAGCCAGCCCAGGCACUGAGGAGAGCUGGGACGCGCUGUUCAACGACGAUGGGGACUGCCUGGACCCGCGUCUGCUGGAGGAGCUCUCGGGGGGCGAGAAGCACCGGGAGAGCCGUCAGUCACCCCGCUUCGACUACUAUGGGGCCGAGCCUGCCGCACCUGACCUCAGCGACGACGAGCUGCCCCACGUCAUCGAGAUCUAUGAUUUCCCCUCGGAUUUCCGCACCGAGGACCUGCUGCGUGUCUUCUGCAGCUAUCAGAAAAAAGGCUUUGAUAUUAAGUGGGUGGACGAUACGCACGCCCUGGGCAUCUUCUCCAGCCCCAUAACAGCACGCGAUGCCCUCAGCACCAAGCACCUGAUGGUGAAGACUCGCCCACUCUCCCAGGGCACCCGCGCCUCUAAAGCCAAAGCCAGGGCAUAUGCUGACUACCUGCAGCCGGCCAAGGAGCGCCCCGAAACAUCGGCUGCCCUGGCCAGGCGGCUGGUGAUCGGUGCCCUCGGGGUACGCAGCAACCUGACGUCAGCGCAGCGAGAUGCUGAGCGGAAGAAGCUGCAAGAAGCCCGGGAGAGGAAGCGCCUGGAGAACAAGCAGCGGGAGGAUGCCUGGGAGGGCCGGGAGUGA